AUGAAAGCCAUUGCUCUUUUCGCCUCAUUUGCAGGCCUGGUGGCUGCCAGUCCUACACCAACUGAAGAUGGUACAUUAGAUGCUCGUACCAUUGAGAAAAGAGCUACCAUUACGGAUGCUUGCACCGUUGGGUUCUGCACGCAGAAUGGAGGUACGACCGGCGGCACAGGUGGAACUACUACCACUGUCUCCUCCCUGGCUCAGUUUACUGCAGUAGCCAAUGCGACGGGUCCCUAUGUUAUUCUGCUCAGUGGUGCUCUAUCGGGCGCUGCCAAGGUUGAGGUCGGCUCGGACAAGUCCAUUAUUGGCUUGCCGGGGUCCAGUCUUACCGGAAUUGGCCUCACUAUCUUGGGCCAGUCCAAUGUUAUCGUCCGUAACAUGAAGAUCUCGAAGGUUCUCGCCGACUAUGGUGAUUGUGUUACCAUUCAGAAGUCAUCUAAUGUUUGGGUUGAUUCUUCCGAUUUCUCGAAUGACCUUGAUCACGGUAAAGAUUACUAUGACGGCCUUGUAGAUACUGUCCAUGCGUCCGAAUGGGUAUCGAUCACCAAUAACUAUUUCCAUGACCAUUGGAAAGGAUGCCUUGUUGGCCACUCUUCUAAGAAUGAGGCCGAGGAUGUGGGUCACCUGCAUGUUACCUUUGCAUACAACUGGUGGGACAACAUCAAUUCGAGGACCCCAAUGUACAGAUUCGGUACUGGUCACUUGUAUAACUCCUACUAUUCCAACCUUGGAGAUACUGCCAUCAACACACGUGACCUCGCAGAAGUUCUGGUCGAAAGCUCAACCUUCGAAAAUUGCCCGAAGAAGGCCAUAUUCACCGACGAUAAUACCUACGAGGGCUACGCCGUGGUGAAUGAUGUUGAUCUUGGCGGCAGUCAGAAUCUUGCUCCAGAGGGUAACCUGACCUCUGUACCCUAUUCCUACACGCUCCUGGGCUCGGCAAAUGUCAAGGCUUACGUCGCUUCUCAUGCCGGACAGGUAUUGUCCUUCUAA
Molecule: messenger RNA, 993 nt
Organism: Truncatella angustata
Lineage: Eukaryota; Fungi; Ascomycota; Sordariomycetes; Amphisphaeriales; Sporocadaceae
Product: pectate lyase 2
Exons: 5
Coding region: 1-993 (330 amino acids)
Molecular function (GO): pectate lyase activity
Source: RefSeq, a predicted model, not a curated record